Molecule: messenger RNA, 1494 nt
Organism: Pyricularia grisea
Lineage: Eukaryota; Fungi; Ascomycota; Sordariomycetes; Magnaporthales; Pyriculariaceae
Exons: 1
Coding region: 1-1494 (497 amino acids)
Biological process (GO): sucrose catabolic process
Molecular function (GO): sucrose alpha-glucosidase activity
Source: RefSeq, a predicted model, not a curated record
AUGGAGGUUCAAUCAAUUUUCAGCAGCACGGAUCAUGGUGAAACUUGGAAGGAUUUGGGUCACAUUAUCGAAGGCCCACCACAAGGCUGGAGCGUUACCGGAUUUCGUGACCCUUAUGUGUUUCCGAGCCCUGAACUCGAUGCUAUUCGUGGAGUCGGGCCGCAUUAUUAUCUCACUUUGGGUUCGGGCCUCAAAGGGCAAACCCGGGCCACAUCUCCCAACAAUAAACGCCCUGGAUUUUUGGGCGCUCGUAUGCCUCUUUAUGCCGCGCCUGCGUCGGAUUUAAAGAGAUGGUCCUUUAUCGGGCCUGUUUGGGAGUCCGCCCCCAAUGCAAGCCUUGGUCAUCCCGAUGUAACCGGUUCUUACGGAUAUAAUUUCGAAACCAGCGGGAUAUUUACCCUCCCAAUCAACCGCAAUGGGGGCAGCAGCAGAGCUAACAGCGCAUGGUUUGCUCUUAUGGGCACCGAAGGUGGCAAUACGGCACUGCAUCAGCAUGAACACUGGGCUGUCUGGUCCCGCGGUACAAUGUCCGCUACAGGUGGACGUGGCGGUGGUGCAAAAUUCACGCCUACGUCCAGUGGAGCAGCGGAUUGGGGCAUUUCAUAUGCCCAUACUUCGUUUGUAGAUGGCCGCAGAGGAAACGGCAACAGGAGGGUUAUGUGGGGCUGGGCAAACGAAGAUAUCGACGAUAGGAAGAAUCAUCCCAUAGGAUCAUGGCAGUAUCACGUCCUCAAGGCUUUCGGCUAUGGAGGAUGCAUGAACCUGCCCCUUGAACUUUUUGUCAAGAGCACCCCAGGACUACGGAGGUCGAGCACCUAUAGUGACGGAAACGAAUGGAUUCCCGAUUCUAAGAGUGCAUAUACUGCCCAAACUAUGGGCAUCAGACCUUUACCUGACGUAAUGAGACUGCUUACGAAUGGAGCGAUUCAAAAGACCUUUAACGUUGGAGUUUUGCAGGCAUAUAGUGCACCGAUAAAGGUUAUCCAAAAUGCGGGCGAUUCUUGGGUUAUGAAGGUCACCCUUAAACCUAUUCAGGGUACUGCCGGAAUUAUUAUUGCGCAAAGCCCAGACAACGCCGAAUAUACCAGGAUCAUAUACGACGCUCAUGCCAAACAAAUCGUGGUGCAGCGGGAGCACAGCACCUUGUUGAAAGGCGUGUUUAACACCCAUACGCUAACAGGCCAUUUUGAACCGUACACGUCUGCCACCGGUGUAACCGAGGAUAUUAAUUUCACCAUCGUAUUUGACAAGUCCUUGGUGGAAAUCUUUGUCAACGACAGGUUUGCGCUCACUACCCGGGUUUACACCGUUCGUCCUGACAGCACUGGAAUAAGUUUCUUUGCUGGCAGGGCGAACCCCGCCACGUGGACGCAGGCUACAAUUUGGAAAGGGCUGAAUAAGGCUUGGCCGAAACGACCUGAGGAUUCGAGCUCGAGGCUGGUCUGGGAUUCACCCAAGGUCACGAACGGUUAUACUUACUGGGAAGGAUGGUAA